Rhopilema esculentum is the source of this 1038-nucleotide messenger RNA. RefSeq lists its product as uncharacterized. NCBI's taxonomy places the organism in Eukaryota, Metazoa, Cnidaria, Scyphozoa, Rhizostomeae, Rhizostomatidae. The record is from RefSeq and is a predicted model, not a curated record.
GAUUAUGUAUAAAAAGAGAAAACUGUAUGGGUUCUGCACCAGUGCAAGGCCAAGUGAAGAAGCAUCCUGAUUAACAUCUGAAAAUGAUGCUGAAAAGGGUAUUUCCACUUGGAAUCUUCCUGACUGCAUUCAUAGCAAGCGUAGCGGUUUCGUCAAAAUUUGACUUUUGUUCAGUGAAGUUGGAGCCCGUUGGCUGCUACAAGGAGAAGCUUGAAAACAGGGCUUUAAAACAAGAGAUCGUGCUCCAGCAACCGUCAAGCCUCGAGUUUCACCCUCAGAGCCAGGAAGGCUGGGAUAAAUGGAGCAAGUUCCUGCCAACGUUUAUCUGCGAAUGUGCAAAACUGGCUUUCCAAAAAGGUUACAAAGUUAUUGGCAUUCAAUCAUUUGGACGAUGCUUCAGUGGCCUUACAGCCCAUUUAACUUAUCAAAAACAUGGGGAAACUGAGGAGUGCAUUGAUGGGUCUCUGAAGAGCUGCUCGACAACAGAUAAUGUUUGUUCCGGAGAGGCCAUGGUCAACUUUGUCUACAGAAUAGCGCCAACAGAGUGCAACAUUCGUUAUGAGCCUCUUGGAUGCUUUGCUGAUAAAGUUUCCGGGUUACGUCCAUUACCGGAGCUGUUGAUUACCGAACGAAGUUACUCCAGUCCUAAAUGGAACGGUUACUAUAUUGAUUGGGGAACCUGGAACAAUUAUUCACCAUUAAUGAUUUGCAGAUGUGCAACAAAAGCUAGGGAGCUGGGACGAAAAACGUUUGGCAUCCAGUUUUAUGGCGAAUGCUGGUCAGGAGAUGAUUCAAACAGCUACUCUAAAGAUGGUGAGAGCACAAGGUGCAUUGCAAAGGACUUCAAACCAUGCCGUUACAAUUCUUAUCAUUGUAUUGGCCAAGACCACGCCAACAGUGUGUAUAGAAUCAUUGAUCUCAACGAAUCUGGUAAUAGCAGCACGGUGAAGACAAGUCACAAAUGACUCGCUACCUAGUUGUAGAUUUAGUUUAGGAGGAAGCUGUUUAUCUUACUUAAAAACAAUAAAAUGGCGUUUC